CCAAAGCCGAACUCUCAGCUCUUCGACUUCGCUGUGGUAGAUCGGGUGUGUGCGAAUAUAUAUACAAAUAUAUAUAUAUAAAUCAAUUUUGAACUAGCCUAGCUUAAAAACGCUCUGCGAGUCGUGCCGUACUAUCAUACGCCGUGCAUUCUUUGCGGAUCGUGGAUGUGCCGUGUGUGUAGCCAUAUAAACAAAUAUCGAACAUCCUUAUAGGGAUGCUUAACGAACUAUUGAGUGCGUAGCUCGUAACUCAUAAUUGGUGUUUGGUGAUAAUUGAAAAGCAAAUAAUCUUUAAGCGAAGGAGCUCUUCAACACGAACGGAAUUUACCUGUGCAUCAAAUAUAUAUAAACAUAUAUAUUAACAUAUACAUACAUAUCUCUAAUCGAGUACAACAAAGAUGGCACCGAACAUAAUAGGCAGCACCUUCAUUUUGGCCGAGACGGCCAUUGCCGACACCAACAACAACAAGAUGUCAACAACAACAACAACAACGACCGCAGCUGCACCUGUAAAGGCAGCGCCCGCCAAGCUGGCAAGCCCUGUGCCAGCUGCCACUCCCCAAACGGAUGCAAAGCAGGCAGCAGCGGCAAAGCCCUUCAAGGCCCAAAUUGUGUAUCACAACAUAGUGCUCUUCAUAAUCUUGCACUCGAUGGCACUGUAUGGACUCUAUUUGAUACCAGCCGAGGGCGCUUACCUCGAGAUACUGCCCAUUUAUCUGUUCACGUUCUUGGGCGGCUUGGGCAUAACCGCCGGCGUGCAUCGGUUGUGGUCGCACAAGGCCUACAAGGCGAAGAUGCCACUGCGAAUCUUUCUGAUGCUGUGCCAGUCGUUGGCCUUCCAGAACAGCAUCUGGGAAUGGACGCGGGAUCAUCGCGUGCAUCACAAGUUCACCGAUACAAAUGCCGAUCCACACAAUUCGCGACGCGGCUUCUUCUUUGCCCACAUGGGCUGGCUGAUGUGCAAGAAGCAUCCCGAUGUUGGCAGCAAGGGCAAACAGAUUGAUAUGAGCGACAUUGAGGCCGAUCCCGUUGUGAUGUUCCAGAAGAAAUACUAUUUUGUUGUGAUGCCAAUUUGCUGUUUUGUUCUGCCCAUGCUGUUGCCAUACUAUCUGAUGGGCUCCUCGUUGAAGGUGUGCUUCUUCAGCUGCUCCAUGCUGCGCUAUUGCCUGUCUCUGCACGGCACCUGGCUGGUGAACAGUGCGGCCCAUUUCUACGGCAUGAAGCCGUACGAUGUGAACAUUAGCUCCGUCAACUCCAGACUGGUCUCAAACAUCACCUUCGGCGAGGGCUGGCAUAACUAUCAUCAUGUCUUCCCCUGGGACUACAAAGCAGCUGAGCUGGGCACCUACAACGGCAACUGGACCACGGCCUUUAUCGAUCUGAUGGCCAAGAUAGGCCAAGCCUAUGAUCUGAAGUUCGUCUCCAAGGAAAUGGUCUAUAAGAGGGUCAUGCGCACCGGCGAUGGCACCCACAUUGCCGCCAUGCUGGAUGCCAAUAAUAAUAACAGCAGCGAAGUGCCCACAAAUGAGCUGGUGAUGCAUUUGGAUCAUGAUCUGGAGGAGAAUGUCAUCUGGGGCUGGGAUGAUAAAGACAUCAGCGAGGAGGAUCGCAAAGGCGCCUCAAUUGUGAACAGUGUCCUAGAGAGUAAACAGGAUUAGAAUAAAAAAAUGUUAAUGAUUGCGUCUCUGAUGCGUUAAAUGCCCCUAACAAAUUGAUAAUUAUGCGUGCCUCUCAAUGGUUUUGAAAAUUGGGACUUUUAACAUUUCACAAUAAUAUUCAUAUAAUUGUCCAUGCCCCAAACAUGGUGUUGGUUACAAGCUUACAACAAAUUUCACCAGAGAGUCCGCUUCAAGUCGAACUGUUUAUGCGGCUCAGCAGCGCAUCGGGCGCAAUGAAAGAAAUGGCUUCAAUUCCAAAAAAAAACAAAAACAAAACAACAAACAAACCGGAACAUAUUCGAGAUAAGUCCAAAUUUGUAAAAAAACAAAAAACAACUAACAAAAGCAGC
Drosophila montana is the source of this 2008-nucleotide messenger RNA. RefSeq names its product acyl-CoA Delta-9 desaturase. NCBI's taxonomy places the organism in Eukaryota, Metazoa, Arthropoda, Insecta, Diptera, Drosophilidae. Gene Ontology annotation, molecular function: stearoyl-CoA 9-desaturase activity; iron ion binding. Gene Ontology annotation, biological process: unsaturated fatty acid biosynthetic process. The transcript has 5 exons. The record is from RefSeq and is a predicted model, not a curated record. Bases 399 to 1658 code for a protein of 419 amino acids. Gene Ontology annotation, cellular component: endoplasmic reticulum membrane.